GGCGUCAAUGACGGUCGUCGCUCAAAGUUGAAUUAAUUUUAGAGAAAUUAGUAGCAUUGCAUUAAUUAAUGGAUAAGAAUCCGAUAUCGGUAUUUUGAAUUCAAGUCUCAACUACCCAAUUUGUCUGUGUUCUACUGCCAUACUUAUUUCGCCUUGCGUAUAUUUAGCUUUUUUACAUGAAGGGAUUUUUCAUCCACCACCUUCAUCAUCAAGAAAUCAAUUUUCCUUUUUCGGCUUCACAUUAAUUAUUCUAGUAACUGAGAAUUGAGUUGCAGAAAGGUAAAAUGAAGAAAUUUGCAGUGAAGGUGGAAGAAGGGAAGGAAGGGAGAGAUGGACUGCCGUCGGUUGGUCCUGUUUACAGGAAUCUAAUAGCAGAACAUGCAUUUCCGGCCACUGAUCCUGCUUUAGGCACUGCUUGGGAAAUGUUCAGAGCGUCUGUUGAGAAGUAUCCAGGAAACAAGAUGCUAGGAUGGCGUGAAAUUAUUAAUGGGAAGUGGGGCCCUUAUCUCUGGAAAUCCUAUGAGGAAGUAUACGAAGAAGUUUUACAUGUUGGUUCUGCUUUACGGGCUCAUGGGAUUGAACCUGGUGCACGAGUUGGAAUUUAUGGAUCAAAUUGUCCUCAGUGGAUUGUGGCCAUGGAGGCAUGCAGUGCUCAAAGUUUAAUCUGUGUUCCCCUCUAUGAUACUCUAGGAGCGGGAGCUAUAAAUUACAUCAUAGAUCAUGCAGAGGUUGAUUUUGUUUUCAUCCAAGAUAGAAAAGUGAAAGAACUUUUGAAUCCCGAAUGCACUCAUGCUCGACGGCUUAAAUUGGUAGUUUGCUUCUCUUCAAUGACAGAGGAAGAACAGAAUAAUGCAGCCUCUAUCGGUGUAAAAUCAUACUCUUGGAAUGAAUUCCUUGAAAUGGGAAGGAAAUAUCCAUCAGAUAUCGUGCCGCCACAGCCGUUUAACAUAUGCACAAUUAUGUACACCAGUGGCACUAGUGGAGAUCCCAAAGGUGUUAUAUUGACACAUGAAAACAUUUCCACAUGCAUAAUAGGUGUCGAUCUUUUCAUGGAGCAAUUUGAAGACAAGAUGACAAUCAAUGACGUAUACAUAUCGUUUCUACCUCUUGCUCACAUUCUUGAUCGCAUGAUUGAAGAAUAUUUCUUCCACAAGGGUGCUUCAGUUGGCUACUAUCACGGGGAUAUAAACGGGUUGAGGGAUGAUUUGAUGGAGUUGAGACCAACAUUUUUGGCAGGAGUACCUCGAGUUUUUGAGAGGAUACAUGAAGGAGUCUUAAUAGCACUUCAAGAACUCAAUCCACGGAGGAGAAAAAUUUUCGACUUGCUCUACAGAUACAAGCUAUACUGGAUGAAGUUAGGGUAUAAACAGAAAAAUGCAUCGCCAUUGGCAGAUCUACUGGCUUUCAGAAAGGUCAAAAAUAGGUUAGGCGGCAGGAUCCGUCUAAUAGUUUCUGGUGGUGCACCUCUAGGCAGUGAGAUUGAAGAAUUCCUCCGCGUUACCUCCUGUGCUUUUGUAGUACAAGGCUAUGGGCUUACAGAGAGCUGUGGAUUGGCCACUCUUGGCUUCCCUGACGAAAUGUGCAUGAUGGGAACAGUUGGUUCUGCAUUUGUAUAUACAGAGAUCCGCCUGGAGGAGGUUCCAGAAAUGGGGUAUGAUCCACUAGGAGAUCCACCUCGAGGUGAAAUAUGCAUCAAAGGAAGGACAGCAUUUGCAGGAUACUACAAGAAUCCGGAACUGACCAGGGAAGUCCUAAGGGAUGGAUGGUUUCACACAGGCGACAUAGGGGAGAUGUUACCAAAUGGAGUUGUAAAAAUUAUUGAUAGAAAGAAAAAUCUUAUUAAACUAUCUCAAGGAGAGUACGUUGCACUUGAAUAUCUGGAAAAAGUUUAUGGCAUCACCCCGAUUGUUGAAGAUAUUUGGGUCUACGGGGACAGCUUCAAGUCGAUGCUGGUUGCAGUAGUAGUACCAAAUCAAGAUAGCAUCAAAAAGUGGGCAGAACAGAACGGCCACAAACAUUCAUUUCUCGAACUAUGUUCCCUUAAUCCGCUACAAGAUUAUAUCCUCCUUCAGUUGAAGUUGACAGCAGAACGAAACAAGCUAAGACGUUUUGAGCACAUAAGAGGCGUAAUAGUAGAACCUAAUCCUCUUGAUACCGAAAAGGAUUUGGUCACUGCAACACUGAAGAAGAAACGAGACAAUUUGCAUAAGCGCUAUAAGGCGAAAAUUGAUGAUCUCUACCAAAAGCUAGCUGGAAAUAAGUGAUGCAUACAGUUUUUUCUACAUAUGAAGUUUUCAUGUAGUUAGAGAGAAUGUUUGUAUUUAGAGUUAUAAUUCAAGACGGAGACUGCAUCAGCAGCCACAAGUUAUUAGCACUAUCGAGUAUGGUAUGCCUCUCUUUCUGCCUUUAGAGCGAAACUAAGUACAUAGUGAAAGUCUAUCUAAUGUGAUUGCUGAAUAUUUUAGUGCACUAUUUUCAAAAUUUAAAUUAGUAAUCUGGAGGUGUUAUCUCUACUAGGUACAUUCUUAGUACAGUUACAAUACAAAUUUCAGAUAUUUGUAAUA
Molecule: messenger RNA, 2564 nt
Organism: Olea europaea var. sylvestris
Lineage: Eukaryota; Viridiplantae; Streptophyta; Magnoliopsida; Lamiales; Oleaceae
Product: long chain acyl-CoA synthetase 1-like
Exons: 20
Coding region: 285-2264 (659 amino acids)
Biological process (GO): cutin biosynthetic process; wax biosynthetic process; fatty acid metabolic process
Cellular component (GO): endoplasmic reticulum; membrane
Molecular function (GO): long-chain fatty acid-CoA ligase activity
Source: RefSeq, a predicted model, not a curated record